Messenger RNA from Mesocricetus auratus (golden hamster), 1407 nucleotides. RefSeq names its product NSE4 homolog A, SMC5-SMC6 complex component (gene Nsmce4a). Gene Ontology annotation, cellular component: Smc5-Smc6 complex; nucleus. Bases 82 to 1227 code for a protein of 381 amino acids. Gene Ontology annotation, biological process: DNA repair. The transcript has 11 exons. Lineage: Eukaryota; Metazoa; Chordata; Mammalia; Rodentia; Cricetidae. The record is from RefSeq and is a predicted model, not a curated record.
GCCGGCGCUCGAGCCCAGCAGGGGGUUUCAGUUUCUGGCGCGAACUUCCGCCGCUCCGAAGUUGCAAGGCGAAUUGGCGCUAUGUCGGGGGAUAGUAGCGGCCGCCGGCCCGAGGGCCGGGGCCGGGGCCGCGACCCGCACCGGGAUCGCACCCGCUCCCGUUCACGCUCGCGGUCCCCGUUGGCCCGCCGCGGCGCCGCGCCAGAGCGCAGGGAGGCAGCGGAGCGCCCGAGCUUGGAGGACACCGAGCCUUCUGAUUCCGGGGAUGAGCUGAUGGACCCGGCCUGCUUGGAGGCCGAGUACGACCAGGGCCUGUGCCGCCAGAUCCGUCAUCAGUACCGUGCUCUCAUCAACUCCGUCCAACAAAACCGGGAGGACAUACUGAAUGCCGGUGACAAAUUAACAGAGGUCCUUGAAGAGGCCAACACUCUGUUUAAUGAAGUAUCAAGAGCAAGAGAAGCAGUUCUAGAUGCCCAGUUUCUUGUUCUGGCUUCAGACUUGGGCAAAGAGAAAGCCAAGCAGCUGCGAUCUGACCUAAGCUCAUUUGAUAUGUUAAGAUACGUUGAAACUCUACUGACACAUAUGGGUGUCAAUCCCCUAGAAGCUGAAGAAUUCAUCCGUGAUGAAGACAGAACUGAUAUUGAAUUAAUUGUCUAUGACUCCUGGAAAAUAUCAGGCAAAACAGCAGAAAACACCUUUAAUAAAACCCAUACAUUCCACUUUCUGUUGGGUUCAAUAUAUGGAGAAUUCCCUGUGCCAAAGCCACGAACUGAUCGCCCAAGACAACCUCGUAUGAUAGAAGAGCAGAGGGCAAUGCCUGCUCAGUUGAAAUGCAUGGAAGAAUCUCAUCAAGAAGCCACUGAAAAAGAAGUAGAAAGGAUCUUGGGAUUGCUGCAGACAUACUUUAGAGAAGACCCUGAUACUCCAAUGUCCUUUUUUGAUUUUGUGGUUGAUCCACAUUCUUUCCCCCGUACAGUGGAAAACAUCUUUCAUGUUUCCUUCAUUAUCCGGGAUGGUUUUGCAAGAAUAAGACUUGACCAAGACCGACUACCAAUAAUAGAGCCAGUGAUUAAUGAAGAAAGUGAGGGAAUUGAACAAAACACACAAAUUAGGAGUCAAGGAAUUAUAGCCCUGAGUUACCGUGACUGGGAGGAGAUUGUGAAGACCUUUGAGAUUUCUGAGCCUGUCAUCUCGCUGAGCCAGAGCCAGCAGCAACUAAGUGCCUGAUGCCAGCUGAAGAACUGAAGGCAAUAGUGAAAUCCUGAAAGGAAAGCAGCAUAUAUUGUAUAUAUGUAUGAUUAAAUGUUUUUAAAGAUGAAGAUUGUUUAGUAAAAUGUAGCUUUUGAUAGUUAAUGGACUUGUCAUGGUUGUCUUUGAUUAAAGGAAAUUCACUGCCAUAUUCACAAA